CCGACUUCCUUAUAACGCCACCAGUGCCAGAGUUGUACAGUUUUGAAAUACCCUACCUGGAGGACCCGCCUGUUACGGACAUUUUGAAAGUGUCCAAUGAAAGCACAUCUGCCGUAGUUCUUGUCAACAGCAGUUCCACUUUUUUCAUCGGAGACACCGUAGCAUUAUUGAUAACAGCAAGAGAUAGAGUAGGAAAUCCUAAAACCAAGGGUGGUGACGAUGUUCGAGCGUUGUUCAUUGAUGUGUCAUCCUCCAACUCCACGCUUCCGGCCAAGAUCACAGACUACGGCAAUGGGACAUACUUAGCCACAGCUGUGUUAGCUUUUGUUGGGACUUUUAGAGCAUAUGCAGCACUUGUCUACAGCAGAGAAUAUAUACAGACAAUAAUGUUAACCCAGCUCAUGAUCAAAUCGUCAACUAUCUACCCCGGAGCUUUUAGGAACAAACUAGUGAGUUCUCUGUUAGGUUAUGACAGUAUGAUUAUCAUCAACAUCGUCAGCCUCAUC
Messenger RNA from Candidula unifasciata, 506 nucleotides. Lineage: Eukaryota; Metazoa; Mollusca; Gastropoda; Stylommatophora; Geomitridae. The record is from the annotation of a GenBank genome assembly.